Penicillium alfredii is the source of this 966-nucleotide messenger RNA. Its product is annotated as YoaK family protein. NCBI's taxonomy places the organism in Eukaryota, Fungi, Ascomycota, Eurotiomycetes, Eurotiales, Aspergillaceae. The transcript has 2 exons. The coding region runs from base 1 to 966 and encodes 321 amino acids. The record is from RefSeq and is a predicted model, not a curated record.
AUGAGAUCGACUGAUGUUGACAACCCUGGGGGCUCUUCCUCUUCCAACUAUGGCUUAUUCGAAAGGCACCCUCCCGGUGCUCUCCCAUUUACAAAAAAUCCCGACUUUUCCAGCCUCGAAAUUUCCAGCAAUAAAAGUCACAUCUUUGACCGAGAUUUACCCUUCAAAGAUGGGCUCCGCCGCUAUCUUUUUUCCGAUAUUGACACCACAUGGGGUGAAUUCCCUCUCAUUUGCUGUGGGUACGUGAGCGGCUUGAUUGACGGGUUGUCGUACAAUGCAUGGGGGAAUUUCUCGAACAUGCACACAGACCGAGCUCUAACCAUACUCGAGUGCACAUCAACAGGCAACACUGUAUUCGUCGCUUUAGGAGUGUCCGGGCAGCCCGAUAAUCAACCCAUGCUGUGGGCCAAGGCCCUCGUUGCCAUUGGAGUCUUCCUCGUCGGCAACAUCUUUUUUGUCUACGGCUCACGAUACCUGGGUCCUCUCCGACGCUUGACCAUGAUAUUAUCUUUUACGAUCCAGACCGCGCUCCUCUUUGGAGCGGCCCUGCUGGUUCAAAAACGGGUUGUUAGCCCCAACAUCGACCAUCAAGUCCCGAUUGACUGGCUUCAAGUUCUCGCAAUCUCGUUAAUUGCGUUUCAAUCCGCGGGGCAAAUUGUUGCCUCCCGAUUCUUGGCCUUUGCAGAGAUCCCCACGGUGGUUCUAACUGUCCUGGUCUGCGACUUGUUCGUCGACCCCGAACUAUACAAACGUCCCUGGAGUUCGAAUCCGAAACGAAAUCGAAGACUCGCUGCCUUGCUUUCACACUUUCUCGGCGCCAUGACUGCCGGUGGAAUGGAGAAGGAAUCCGGGCUGGCAAGUGGCUUGUGGUUUGCUAUGGCUUUGAAGGCGUGUGUUACAUUAGGCUGGUUUGUGUGGAGAAGCAAAGACUGGGACGGAUUGCACAAGUUAAACAGCACCAAGUAA